AACGGUUCACUAGGUACAGUACUCGCAGAACUCGACGUCUUUAAAGUUUCUCUUUAUUAACAAAUGAACGUGCUUUGUGUAUUUAGGAACGGACAUAUCCUGUCCAUCAGACGGUCAAGCAAGUAGGCUUUAUGGUUUAAAGAUAACAAGGCGAAAUUGUUCUACGUGAGACCAUGCAUGGGAAUUGUUUCUUAACUUUCGCUCUAGGUCAGGCAUAUUGACCUUUGAAGAAUGCCUAAGCCAUAAAUUUAAAAUGAACUCCUCAUCAAAAGCUGAUCCAUUUGGAGACAAUAUGCAACUUGGACAAGCAGACUCUUUUCAGACUCCCAGCUUGAGAAACAUACCGCGUUCAGAGUAGAAAGACUUUCUGUCCGAGGAUUUGGAGAGGAACUUGUGGUUUUGUGCGAGCAAAGAGCAUUUCCUUACUGGAUCCGACGAGCAGAUAAAUACAGACAGAUCACAGACGAACGCUUAUGGUGCCAGUAAUUUUCAUGAAUUCAAAAUCAACACACCAGUAAUUUUUGGGAGCUGGGGAUAAAGUCUUUCUGUUUACAACCCAAAUGCUGAACAUGGAGGGCUUUCUGCGUAGCAGCUUUUUACUGAGCAGAAUUAUGUCUUCCAAGCAAGCCACCUCUCCGUUCACCUCGAGCCCUGACGAUGGAGAGGACGGAGUGAAUCAGGAGCAUAUGUCCUGGGAAAAGGAGGAGAACUCGGAGUUGCUGGCCGCUCCUCAGCUGCCCCUGCACAAUCUGCUCCACAACAAACCUCCCCCGGAGGAGCUCCAGCCAAUCAGCAGCAGCAUGCCGCCCGAAUCCGACUGGGACACCCUGAUGUCGGCCCAGCAGCGCAUGGAAUCGGACAGCAAUAAAGUAUGUUCCUUGUACUCCUUCCGGAAUAACUCUACCUCUCCACACAAGCCAGAGGAGGGGGCCAGGGAGCGCGGGGACCUGCUGAGCAGCUCAGCCUUCGGAACGCCAGAGCGUCGCAAAGGAAGCCUGGCCGAUGUUGUGGACACACUGAAGCAGAAGAAACUAGAGGAGAUGACGAAGACAGAACAAGACGGAGGAAACGGGAGUUUAAGGAGACAAAUCACAGCCAGGUCUCCUAAACAGAGCCGUGUUUGUGCCCUUUCUCAAACAACAGAAUCCUCUUGCAUGGAGAAACUCCUAUCUAAAGACUGGAAAGAGAAGAUGGAGCGACUAAACACAGGCGAACUGUUAGGAGAAAUCAAAGGAACUCCAGAAAGUCUUGCAGAAAAGGAACGACAGCUCUCCACCAUGAUCACCCAGCUCAUCAGUCUGAGAGAGCAGCUCUUGGCUGCACAUGAUGAGCAGAAGAAACUGGCCGCCUCACAAAUGGAGAAACAGCGGCAGCAAAUGGAGCUGGCGCGCCAACAGCAGGAGCAGAUCGCCAGACAACAGCAGCAACUUCUGCAGCAACAGCACAAAAUCAAUCUCCUCCAGCAGCAGAUCCAGCAGGUCCAGGGUCACAUGCCUCCACUCAUGAUCCCCAUUUUUCCACACGACCAGCGCACUCUGGCAGCAGCCGCCGCGGCCCAGCAGGGCUUCCUCUUCCCUCCAAGCAUGUCCUACAAGCCCGGUGAUAACUACCCAGUGCAGUUCAUUCCAUCCACAAUGGCAGCUGCUGCCGCGUCAGGACUCAACCCUCUCCAGCUCCAGCAACUCUACGCCGCCCAGCUGGCCAGCAUGCAGGUCUCUCCAGGAGCCAAGAUGCCCCCGCUGCCUCAACCCCCUAACUCUGGUGGGCCCAUCUCCCCCUCUGGCUUGAAGAAUGAGAAGAGAGCUUGCACCCCCCUCACUCAAAUAAAGGAGGAGGGAACACAGCCUCUUAACCUCUCCGCCCGACCCAAAACAGCUGAUCUGGUCAAAUCUCCCACUUCCCCAACACAAAGUCUCUUCCCAGGCAGCAAGAGCAGCCCGAACAGUAUGUCUAAGAGCGGAGGAAUCCCCAGCCCCAUCGGAGGAAUAAGUCGCGGCUCAUCUCUGGAUAUCCUGUCCAGCCUGAACUCAACAGCAUUGUUUGGAGAUCAGGACGCGGUGAUGAAGGCCAUCCAGGAGGCGAGGAAGAUGAGAGAGCAGAUACAGAGAGAGCAGCUGCUGCAUCAUCAGCAAGGAAUGGAUGCCAAGCUCUCUGCCCUCACCGGCAUGAGUCUGAACAACUGCAGGGUUGAUAAGGAGAGGUCUCAUUAUGAAACCUUUAGUCACUUGGGUAAACUAGGCGAGGAUGGAAAGAUCGGUCAUCACAGGGUCAUUGACCUCACCAGACCAGAGGAUUUUGAAGGAGGCGCCAGCUCUGCCGAGGCACGGGUCUACAGGGAACCCCGGGGACGGAACAACAACGAACCUCACAUCAAACGGCCCAUGAACGCAUUCAUGGUGUGGGCCAAAGACGAGCGCCGCAAAAUCCUCCAGGCCUUCCCAGACAUGCACAACUCCAACAUCAGCAAAAUCUUGGGGUCUCGCUGGAAGUCCAUGACAAACCAGGAGAAACAGCCGUUCUAUGAGGAACAGGCGCGCCUCAGCAAGAUUCACCUGGAGAAGUACCCCAACUACAAGUACAAGCCCCGGCCCAAGCGCACCUGCAUCAUCGACGGGAAGAAGCUGCGCAUCAGCGAGUACAAGCAGAUGAUGAGGUCGAGGAGACAGGAGAUGAGGCAGUUCUUCACUGUGGGGCAGCAGCCACAGACGCAGAUCCCCAUCACCACCAGUGCAGGUGUCGUCUAUCCUGGUGCCAUAACCAUGGCCACCACCACGCCCUCCCCUCACAUGACAUCAGACUGCUCCAGCGCUUCAGCCAGCCCCGACCCCACCAUCCCUGUCAUCCAGAGCACCUUCAACAUGAAGAUGGAACCCGGCACCAUGGUGCCCAACACCCCGGUGAACGGCGAGGACGAGAUGGACAUGUACGAGGACUUUGAGGACGAGCCCAAAUCGGACUACAGUAGUGAAAAUGAGACACAAGAGCCCGUCAUUGCCAACUGAAGCUCAGACACCCUGCGAAGAAUAUUCCUCUUUUAAAAGAGGGAAUACUGAAGUAGACGAAGAAAAAAUAACGAACAAAGACGUGGAAAAAAAUCUAGUUUCUGAUGAUAAACAGUACCUUUCGGGAGCCAGCAUGCAGAUGUGGCUCCCGUAGAUUUAACAGCUAUUGGUCUUAAGUGUUUCUCCAAGCGUGAAACAAUUGGAUUGUGUUUUAUUUGGGCUUUUUUAUUGUUAUUUUAUUGAUAUAUUUCUCGUGUUUUCAUCAUGGACGUUGAUCAAUUUAGGGUAUUUACUACAUGUUUUGAGAAACAGGACUUGACGAUUGAAACAUUUCAUACGAACGCAUAACUCACAGUCUUACUUAAAUUCACGUGGAUUUAAACAUGUAUUUGUUUAUCGUUUGAAGCGUACAUUACUGUUUUCGAUGGGGUUCUAUAUCUCACUCAGGUAUGCUGUACCAGCCAACAGCUUAUGAAUGUUUUUAAUCAGAACUAUGUCAAGUGAAAUAGACAACAAAGCUUCAUUUGACAUUUCAUAAUGCGACAAAACUGAAGAAGAACUGAAAACUCCCCAUUAUUAUUAUUAGUAUUAUUAUUAUUGUUGCUUUAUUAUUAUUAAUUUGAUUAUGAUUGUUCAUAUGUUUUAAAAGUCCAGAUGUGCCAAACAUAUCAUAAGCUUCCUGUUCGUAAUCUUAAAAAUUAAAAGUCUUAAGGGAGAGACCGCACGAGUCUUAGACAAUUCUCGCAAUGCUGUCCUAGAACGUAAAAAGCCCACGAUUCUUCUCUUCUCUAUUGACUCGAAUGCUCAGGAACUAAGAGUGUCAUACUUCUCCGGGAGGUUGAAUGCAGUGAUCGUCUGACCGCCGGCCUCUGUCCUCUCCCAGCGCUCUAGUUCAGUCUUACCCGCUCGGUUCUUAAUCACAGUGAUUGUAAUCAGGCCAGAAUGCCAAGGGGCCAAAUGGCAUCCAAUCUGCAGAAUUGGACAGGCAGCAAAAGGCAGCUUUGGUGCAUUACAAUCACAAAUUGCUGUUGUACAAUAUGUACAUGCACAUUCUGCUAAACUCUUUAGCCCCGUUUUCCGGGGCAGACCAUUGAAAAUCUUUUAUUUGCGCUUAAGUCUUGUGGACAUUGUAAAUCUUAACUGACAGAAGAUAGUCUUAAAGCGGAGCGUGACCUCUGGGCUUCUGCAAUGUGUUUAUCAUUAAGUCUUAAGAGAACAUCCAGUUUAUCUGGAGGUUUUUUUGGCCAGUUACGCAGAGGUUAAGAAGAAAACCCCCCAAAUUGCUUGUAAUGGCACUUAUUUUUCCAAUCGUUCUUCCAGUUUCAUUAUCAUUUGUAACGUAACAUAUACUGUAAGCUGAAUUUCUUUUAUGAAUAAUUUCAAAACUGUAUACAGAAGAUUUGAAUAUGCACAAGGACAAAUCUGCCAUUUUGGGCCAUUUAUUGUUAUUAUUCUUAGAUUGGAUCCUUUUCGAGCACUUGGAAAAAAAUUCAACAUUCAUAGCGACACCAUAAAAAAGCGCGUCCUUUGUAUUGGAAUAGUCAGUCCUGCAGUUCUACCAAAUUAUUCGGUAACACCAGCAGUAGAACAGAUCUCAGACUGUUUCCGUGCGGAAGGACAGCCAAGAAGCAGCUUGCGGUCAGGGCCUCUUGUUUUACGCAUUGGCCCUACCGAAAGCUCCUACAGGGCAUGUGUGCCAUUCACCUCCAUUCACCUGACCUCUGCCCGCCGCAGGCCCUGCCUCAAGGGGCUGCCAUCUGGCUCCCAACUUCGGCCCAUGCCCAAGAGAAGGUACUAGACAAUGGAGACGAGGCCCAUGUGGUUUAUUGUGCUUGCUCUCCAUCAAUGUGCACCGGCCAGAAGCUAGCACGAGGUGCUAGCGAGCAGAUGGAACAAGUUGAUCAAGCUGUGGGGGAUUAUUAAAAUGACUGACGAGUAGGUAUCAUCCGAAAUACAGCAUUAUUAAUGCAUGAGUCCCGCUAUUUUGCCUUUGCCCUUGAACCUGUCUCUUUCAUCGGUAACCCAGAGAUUAGAAUAGACAAGAAAUGUCACAGUGAGGCUGCUGGUCACUGCAUUACCUCCAAAGGUACCAAUGGGUAUUUAGCGCUUAUAUCUCCCAGCAGUCGAAGCAUUUAAUAUGUUACUCAACGCCCCCCUCUUCAAAAAGCAUUUAUUUAAUUCGUAGAAGUUCAGAGCACUAGAAGCUCGUAUUCGUACCUUAAUUUCGUUUUUGUUGUUUUUUAGUUUGUUGUGAUUUUAACAUGAGGUACAAUACUUGGCUGGGUGUCAUCCGCGUUCAGUUUUUUUUCUUCCCUGCUUACAAGCCAACGUUUAUUUUGAAAAGCUGUUAUAUCUGUUUGCUGGUGGAUUGGUUGAUUUGUACGUGAUUUGUACAUAUUUCCUUGACCAUGCCAAGCCAGUUCUUUCGGCUGGUAUUAGACAAAAGAACUGUUGUUGAGACUGAAACUUGAUUGCGCUUGUAUAGAUAAAAAGGAAAAAAGAACAGAAAAAAAGAGACAUUUUCAAUCUCACAAGGAGACAAUGAUUCAAAAGUGUUACAAGCACUGGAUAUAAAUGGUAUUUUUAUCAAUUCUGACUAAUGUGAAGCCGUUGUGCGAGGAAAAAGCCCUACACGAACAAGUCACCUGUUUGGACUCAUGUGUGCACGCCCAACGGUUGCCAGAUUUGAGUCAUUUUUCACUCUACAUAUUUUGUUUAUUUAUGCAAAGACACGUGAUGAAUGAACACUUUGUUUAAGCUCCAGUGCUGCCUAGGGGAGAAAGAGCAGUGUACUCGACGGAGAGACUCGCAUAGUGACUGGCCAACUGAGACACACCGGACUUCAGUAGCACAUUUUAAUGGUCAUGUAUGUUUGUGUUGUAUAUUGUAUUUGAAGCUCUCUAGUGCGUAUAGACAUUUUAUUGUAUUUAUUAGCCAUAAUUGGCUCUAAAAGUGUCAGUAGAACAUAAUUCAAGGACAAUCAGAGAACAAGAAUAAAAACAAGGACAUUUGAAAACGGAUUGGAGCUCAAAACAACGUUUCAUUUAUUUGUAUUACUAUUAUUAUUAUUUGGAAAAAAUUCUCCAUCUCAGUACAGAUUUUUUUCUUUCCUUUGUAAAUAUAACAUAGAAAAAUAGAAUUUUAUUUUUGUUCAUGGAUACUUGCUGAAGUAUAAAUUAAGUGUUUUUCUUUUUU
Messenger RNA from Triplophysa dalaica, 6197 nucleotides. RefSeq names its product SRY-box transcription factor 6 (gene sox6). Gene Ontology annotation, molecular function: DNA-binding transcription factor activity, RNA polymerase II-specific; RNA polymerase II cis-regulatory region sequence-specific DNA binding. Gene Ontology annotation, biological process: central nervous system development; positive regulation of chondrocyte differentiation; cell fate commitment. The coding region runs from base 561 to 3002 and encodes 813 amino acids. The transcript has 19 exons. The record is from RefSeq and is a predicted model, not a curated record. NCBI's taxonomy places the organism in Eukaryota, Metazoa, Chordata, Actinopteri, Cypriniformes, Nemacheilidae. Gene Ontology annotation, cellular component: nucleus.